CAGACAGACCGACUAGAAACUCCCACAGACACUACACAUCUUACUUUCGCGUUUGCAAGAGAUCUGCGAAGAUUGUUACCUUCUGUGUCCUUUUUCAUUGCGAUAUCUGACAACUAAGCUUUUGGUGUGCAAUACCAUCACCAUCUCAAGUACCUGAUCGCUCAGCACUGCCAUUCUACAAACACCGGGCAGUCUUAGUGGAAAGAGAUAUCACCAAGGGCACCGGAUCAAACAACUGAGCUAAGAACAAGGGAUACCGUUCUCUCGUGUUAUCGAAAGCUUUUUGAGCACGAGAUCGUGGAAAUUCUGUCUGAGAGAGAGGGAGAGCAUUCGGCGUUUCAGAUCGUUUGUUUGUUUAGGACAUCACCCGAUUGAACAGAUUUAACAGACAAGAUGUCUUGGUCAGGUUUCAAGAAAAAUGUCAACCGUGCGACGACACAGGUUAUGAUGAAGACAGGCCACGUCGAGAAGACGAAUGACCGAGACUACGAGGUUGAAGAAAGACGAUACCGGACCCUCGAGUCAGCCGCGAAUAGGUUACAGAAGGAAGCAAAAGGAUAUUUGGACUCGCUGCGAGCCAUGACCGCAUCGCAAAUGCGCAUCGCCGAGACCAUUGACGCCUUCUACGGCGACGCAGGCACCCGGGACGGCGUUAGCAGAAGCUACAAGCAAGCUGUGGAAGAUCUUGACGCCGAGACCAUCAAAGCUUUGGACGGACCCUACCGAGCUACUGUCUUGGAACCUAUUUCCCGGUUCUGCGCUUACUUUCCCGAUAUCAACGAAUGUAUAAAAAAGCGCCAGCACAAGCUCCUUGACUAUGACGCGCUGCGCGCCAAAGUCAAGAAAUUGACCGAAAAGCCCGACAAGGAUGUGACCAAGCUGCCUCGAGUCGAAAAGGAAGCCGAUAUGGCCAAAGAAGCCUACCAGGUUCUCAACGACCAACUGUACUCGGAACUGCCACAGCUCAUUGACCUGCGUGUCCCUUACUUUGACCCGUCGUUUGAAGCAUUAGUCAAGAUCCAGCUGCGGUUCUGCGCCGAGGCCUACUCUCGCAUGGCUCAAGUUCAGCAAUAUUUGGACGCGGAUACAAGAGAUCAGUACGCUCAGGGCCAGCUGGAUGCCCGUGUUGAGCAAGUGCUGCAGGAGAUUCGGGAUUUGAGUAUUGCGGGGACUGUCUAAUACCUUUUUUUCUUUUCUUGUUGAUCAGCGAUUGAGUUGCAUUUUUCUUUCUUUUCCUAGUGUUUAUUUUUCCUCUUCUAGUCUUUUUAUUUUCCUCCCUCCUAAUUUCUCCCAUGUUAAAAAUAUACUCUUUCAGCUCUGUUGCCAAACGGUUCACUAGAUUUGAGGACGUGCCUUUAUUUUCCUUUUGUUGUUUUCUCCGGCCUGAAAAGGGAAAAUACAAAACCCAAUGGGACAUUAUCACAAGUAUAGCCAUCGAAUCGUGUCCAAGCUCCAACUCAUAUCCAAAUUCACGUUUACUCAUGCAUUCAGUAAACUUGUGGUCAUCGCUUACAUUCCGCC
Messenger RNA from Xylona heveae TC161, 1521 nucleotides. RefSeq names its product reduced viability upon starvation protein. Bases 394 to 1179 code for a protein of 261 amino acids. NCBI's taxonomy places the organism in Eukaryota, Fungi, Ascomycota, Xylonomycetes, Xylonales, Xylonaceae. Gene Ontology annotation, cellular component: actin cortical patch; Rvs161p-Rvs167p complex; mating projection tip. The record is from RefSeq and is a predicted model, not a curated record. Gene Ontology annotation, molecular function: lipid binding; protein binding. Gene Ontology annotation, biological process: actin filament organization; actin cortical patch localization; plasma membrane tubulation. The transcript has 6 exons.